Molecule: messenger RNA, 2092 nt
Organism: Argiope bruennichi
Lineage: Eukaryota; Metazoa; Arthropoda; Arachnida; Araneae; Araneidae
Product: ribitol-5-phosphate transferase FKTN-like
Exons: 8
Coding region: 232-1812 (526 amino acids)
Source: RefSeq, a predicted model, not a curated record
CGCGAGCGUUAAAUACACUUAGCGGAGAAUCUAACAAAAGUGGAAGUCGGGAGUUUGUUUCGUCUCAGUUAUGUUGGCAAGUUAGAGAUUCAAGGUUUGUUGAUGAAAUUGGAUCCAACAGUAGAGCUGUUAAGUGAGUGCUUUAAUUAGGCUUCAAUCUGAUAGCUGCAUUUUUUGGUGGUGUUGCUUUUUCAUUCUCGGAGAAAUGUGAUUGAAUGGCAUUCUUAUAAUAUGAUACAUUUAAUACUGCAUAGAAUAAAAGGAGGUGUAGUGAAAUGUGGAUUUUUGAUUUUGCUGAUAGCGUGUUUCAGUGUUUUUAUUUCAUUCGUAUUUUUAUCGCAAGGAGAGAUUUUUGAAGUGGAUUAUGAAGACGAUCUACAGUAUUUACCGAGAUCUACUCCAUCAUUCAGCCAAGAUGUCUUGGACGAAUAUUUUGACAAAUGCAUAUUUUCCACACUUACGUCAGACAUCCUACUUAGUGGGGCAAAUUCUUCAGUGGGAAAUUUGUUUCCGGAAAUCACGAAUCAAACACUGAAAUCAGCAUUUAAGGUCAAGAAAUCUUCAAUAUUUCCUGUACUUAAAAUAUUCACAGAUCUGAUGUCAUCGUACUUUAGAUUAGAAACUGUAUUGAUAGAGCCAUCCGUUCUCUUUUGCAUGUUGGGAUCUCGUUACAAGAAUUUGCUACUAAGAAGAAAUUUCUCUCUAAAAGGCUUUGCAAAUUCAAUGCACAUACUGACGCUUGGCAUCCGAGGAAUGGAUAUAGCAGAAUUCGAAAAGCCUGGCACUGAAGCAAAAUUACGUGCUUAUGGCUUCAAGAUGCAGCUCGUAAAUGAAACUCUUUUACCAUGGAUGAGAACUAGAAACGAUACCAUCUUCAACGACCAUUUCACUAGUCACGUGUUUUUCAAAAAUAAGGACUGGGUAAUUCAUUUAGUACCUUUUUAUGAAAGAGGGGAUUUCUUAUGGCAUUCUUCACUUAAUGUGAAUAAAAAUAACUUAUACCAAGAGCUUUACUUCGUUGAAUCGGAUUCAGCUUAUGAGAAUUUCACUUAUGAAUCUCUAGGUUAUAAAGACAAACAUUUGACUAAUAUAAAUAUUCCGUCCAAUCCUCAAUAUUUCUUAUUCGAAAUAAUGAGUUCAAAAUUUUUGGAAUGCAACACAUCCGUCGUGUCGAGUUUCUUCAAGUCCAAUCAAACAGGAAUUCCAAACAAACAUUAUUCUCUUUCUGUACCAAAAUUUAAUAAACGAAUUGAGGUGAGCUUACAAGAACUGAAGGCCAUCUUCAAUCCAUUGCUAAUGAACUUUUGGAUUUGGUCUGGAACGAUGCUAGGUUGGUAUCGACAAUGUGAUAUUAUCCCGUACACUUCAGAUGCGGAUUUUGCAGCUUGGGCAUCGGAAGUGGAUGAUCUGGAUGAUAUUUUGCAGCGCAUAGAGAAAAGUGAACAUUUGGAGCUCAAACAACGGAUGGGUAUAGUUGAACAAAGUCUCGAGUUCAAUCUGAAUUGCCAUCGGUUAAGAGUGGAUGUAUUCUUCUUGUACCCGGAAAGUAAUGGAACAUGGUAUGCUGGUCAUAGACCGAGCAGAGGAUAUUAUUUCAAGUAUCACCACCCCAAUUUCUCCCUUUGUUCAGCUGAACUUCUAGGCCACAAAGUUCUUGUUCCAUGCGAAACGGAAAAAGUUAUCAUCACAGAGUACGGUUCCAACUGGAUGCAACCUGUAACCAGCUGGAAUUAUGAAAGCUCCAUAAAGAACAGAGGACCCAACAUUUAUUGGGAUAAAAAAAUGUUAGAAAAAGUGUAUCAAGAUAAUUGAAUAAUCAAAAGCGGUGUAGCUAUGGGGUGGAAGGGGAUGUAGAUAACGUAGAGCCAAGCUAUGGGAGGGGGGAUGCGAGCUGCGAAUGCUGAAUAUAACUACAUCUAUUUAAUUGUUUAAAGCCAAAUAUAUCUGAGGGGACAAAAAAAGUCUACGUUCUUGAUGCCUGGCACCUUGCGAUGCUACCGUCACAGUGUGGAUUCGCAAUUCACUGUGCUUUGUACAAAAAGUAUUGAAAAACUAUUAUAUUUUUCUAAGAUAUUUAUUUAUUUCUCAAAAA